Molecule: messenger RNA, 2775 nt
Organism: Phaeoacremonium minimum UCRPA7
Lineage: Eukaryota; Fungi; Ascomycota; Sordariomycetes; Togniniales; Togniniaceae
Product: putative kinesin heavy chain protein
Exons: 3
Coding region: 1-2775 (924 amino acids)
Biological process (GO): mitotic spindle organization; microtubule-based movement
Molecular function (GO): microtubule motor activity; microtubule binding; ATP binding
Source: RefSeq, a predicted model, not a curated record
AUGUCGACUACGAAUAGUAUCAAGGUCGUGGCCCGGUUCCGGCCGCAGAACCGCAUCGAGCUCGACUCUGGCGGCCAGCCCAUCGUCAGAUUCGAUGGCGAGGAUACUUGUACCAUAGAUUCCAGAGAGGCGCAAGGCUCGUUCACGUUCGACCGCGUCUUUGACAUGUCAUGCAAGCAGUCCGACAUUUUCGAUUUCUCUAUCAGGUCCACGGUCGAGGAUAUCUUGAACGGCUACAAUGGCACUGUGUUUGCCUAUGGACAGACCGGUGCCGGCAAGUCCUACACCAUGAUGGGAACCAGUAUAGAUGACGAUGAAGGCCGUGGUGUUAUCCCGCGUAUCGUGGAACAGAUCUUUGACAGCAUCAUGUCGAGUCCCGGGACAAUCGAAUAUACCGUACGAGUGAGCUACAUGGAGAUUUACAUGGAGAGGAUCCGAGAUCUGUUGCAACCUCAAAACGACAACUUACCAGUACAUGAGGAGAAGAAUCGUGGUGUCUAUGUUAAGGGUCUGCUCGAGAUUUAUGUGUCAAGUGUUCAGGAAGUGUUUGAGGUCAUGAGGAGAGGUGGAAAUGCAAGAGCUGUGGCUGCCACCAACAUGAACCAGGAAUCCUCGCGUUCGCACUCUAUCUUCGUCAUCACUAUCACUCAGAAAAACGUGGAGACAGGUUCUGCGAAGAGUGGACAGCUCUACCUGGUUGAUCUGGCUGGUAGCGAAAAGGUCGGCAAGACCGGUGCGAGUGGUCAGACGCUCGAAGAGGCGAAGAAGAUCAACAAGAGUUUAAGUGCGCUGGGCAUGGUCAUCAACUCCCUCACAGACGGCAAAUCUUCACAUAUUCCCUAUCGAGACUCGAAGUUGACUCGUAUAUUGCAAGAGUCGCUAGGUGGUAACAGUAGGACAACGCUGAUUAUCAACUGCUCGCCAAGUAGCUACAAUGAUGCCGAAACCCUCAGCACACUCCGCUUUGGUAUGAGAGCCAAAUCGAUCAAGAACAAAGCCAAGAUCAAUGCCGAGCUUAGUCCUGCCGAACUCAAGGCCCUUCUCGCCAAAGCCAAAACUCAGAUUACCACGUUCGAGAAUUACAUUGUCAACCUGGAGGGUGAACUUCAGCUAUGGAGAGCUGGAGAGUCUGUCUCCAGGGAUCGAUGGGUACAACCGUUAUCUGCAGAUGCGCUCCCUGCGCCAAAGUCCCAGCCGGCCAGGCCAUCAACACCGUCAAGGCUCGCUCCCGAGAGUCGUGCAGAGACACCGGCCAUCUCAGAGCGUGCGGGGACGCCUUCUCUGCCAUUAGAUAAAGAUGAGCGCGAGGAGUUCUUGCGUCGUGAAAACGAACUACAAGAUCAAUUAUCCGAGAAGGAGUCUCUCGCUACAACAGCAGAGAAGCACUUACGCGAAGCCAAAGAGGAAUUGAACUUGCUGAAGGAGCAUGAUAGCAGAGUCGGCAAAGACAAUGAGAGGCUCAACAGUGAAGUGAACGAGGUCAAGAUGCAACUAGAGCGGCUAACGUUCGAGGGCAAGGAGGCUCAGAUUACGAUGGAUGCUCUCAAGGAGGCGAACUCGGAGCUCACUGCUGAACUGGAUGAGGUGAAGCAGCAGCUCCUAGAUGUCAAGAUGAGCGCCAAGGAGACGAGCGCAGUUCUCGAUGAGAAGGAGAGGAAGAAGGCAGAGAAGAUGGCCAAGAUGAUGGCUGGAUUCGAUCUUGGUGGCGAAGUCUUCAGCGACAACGAGCGCCAGAUCGCAGAGGUUAUUGACCAAGUAGAUGCGCUACAUGAGCAGAGCUCUACUGGCGACCCAAUUCCUCCAGAUGACUUGAAGGCGCUCCGUGCGAAGUUGGUUGCAACCCAGGGUAUUGUACGACAAGCUGAGCUCUCCUUGUACAGCGGGGCGUCAAGUGAUUCUGAAGCACGCCGCCGUGCCGAGUUGGAGGCGCGUCUUGAAGCCCUGCAGCAGGAAUACGAAGAUCUCUUGACUCGUAACCUUGGUGAGGGUGAUGCCGAGGAGAUCAAGUCUCGCCUUGCGCAAGCCUUUGCCGAUAGGCAGAACACGCAAGUUGAGCUAGUUGACGACCUACGGGCAGACAUCACCCGCAAGGUUGCUGAGAAUGAACGCAUGAAGGUCCUCAUUGAGGAUCUCCAGCGCCAAGUCAAGGCUGGCACUGCCGCGCCGAUGGCCAAUGGCAAGACCAUUGCUCAGCAGAUGGCUGAGUUCGACGUCAUGAAGAAGAGCCUGAUGCGCGAUCUCCAGAACCGUUGCGAGCGCGUCGUCGAGCUCGAGAUCUCCCUUGACGAGACUCGCGAGCAGUACAACAAUGUGCUGCGGUCGUCGAACAACCGCGCCCAACAGAAGAAGAUGGCCUUCCUCGAGCGCAACCUCGAGCAGCUCACCCAGGUGCAGCGCCAGCUCGUCGAGCAAAAUUCGGGCCUCAAGAAGGAGGUCGCCAUUGCGGAGCGCAAGCUCAUUGCCCGAAACGAGCGUAUCCAGAGCCUGGAGAGCCUAUUGCAGGAUAGUCAGGAGAAGAUGGCGCAGGCCAACCACAAAUUCGAGGUCCAGCUUGCAGCCGUUAAGGAGCGACUGGAGGCAGCCAAAGCCGGCAGCACCCGUGGUCUUAACUCGCCCACAGGCCUGGGAGGCUUCAACUUCGCCAACGCCGGCAGCCGCAUCGCCAAGCCCCUGCGCGGAGGAGGCGGCGAUAACACCGCCACCAACCCGGCUAUUGCCAACCUCCAGGGCGGCGGCGAGAACAAGCGCUCGAGCUGGUUCUUCCAGAAGAGCUAA